This is a messenger RNA of Cyprinus carpio (common carp), 769 nucleotides long. RefSeq lists its product as uncharacterized. The record is from RefSeq and is a predicted model, not a curated record. Lineage: Eukaryota; Metazoa; Chordata; Actinopteri; Cypriniformes; Cyprinidae.
UGUCCGGAGAAACUAGUGGUUUGUCCCAUCGGAUAUUCCAAGUGCAUGAGUACAACAACCAUAUUACAAAUCGGUGACACAUCUAUAAAAAUGAAGCAAAAGGAAUGCAUUGAAGACUGUCAAGACAGUUCGGUGAACUAUGGAGCAUUAAAACAGACUUUUUCCUGCUGCGGGACUCUUCUUUGUAACUACAGAGACGCUCCAGAUCCCAGGACUAACGCUCUCAAUGGAAGGAGCUGCUACUCCUGCGAUGGACAGAGCUGCUCAAACACCGUCAGCUGUUCAGGGACUGAAGACCGCUGCAUUACAGCAACUGUGACUAACAGAGGACCGCCAAUGCUUGUAAAAGGCUGUGCCUCUAAAUAUAUUUGUGGGGCCCUAAAAUGUUCUUUUAUUCGGGACGUCUCAUGUUGUGAGGGGGACCUAUGUAACGGUAAUAAGAGGGUCACCCAGGCGGUCACCCAGGGCUUCUUAAAUAACGCUGAUGAAAGUUUCAACCAAAGCGUCACCCAGAGCCUCCUCCAGAGCUUCAUGUCUCCGGGAGCGAAGACUGUCACCAAGAGACUCACGCAUAAUGAUGCUAAGAGUGUCCCCGACAGCAUUGUGUAUAACCACGCUAAAAGAGUCAGGCAGAAAGUCACGUAUAAUGAUGAUAAAAGUGUCAACCAGAGAGUCGUGUAUAACGAUGGUAAGAGCGUCAAGCAGAGCUUCCUGUUCCUCUGCUGUUCUCUGCUCUCCUACUUCCUGUGGCUCUGAAUCCAGCAGCUCC